GCUAACGAAGUGAAUCGGUGCAUAAAUUAUCGCUCGUCACGUGACCACUGGCUUGUUUUGAUGUGUAUUGGAUUGUGUAUUGGCUCAAUACACAACUUUGAGAGCUUUAUUGGACGCAUUACCUGUGGUGACCUUUUGUUUACAGGUUCAAGAUGACGGAAUGCGUACCGAAAAAGCCGAACAUCGCCGAAAUCUCCCCGCACUUGAUUUGCGCGCUAUGCGGGGGAUACUUGAUCGACGCCACCACGAUUGUAGAAUGUGUGCAUUCAUUUUGCAAGACGUGUAUCGUGCGGUACCUGGAGUCGAGCAAGUAUUGCCCAAUCUGCGAAGUUCUCGUGCACAAAACCAAACCCCUACAGAAUAUCCGGCUAGACCACACCCUACAGGACAUAGUGUAUAAACUCGUGCCAGGCCUAUUUCAAAGUGAAAUGCGCAGACGUCGUGAAUUCUACAAAGGCUAUCCAACAGUCCGCAGCGCGAAGACCCGUCAGGAGCAACAAGGAUGCCGCCACAUCUACACCGCCGACGAGAGUUUCAGCGUAGCACUGGAGUUCUGUCCACAGGGCCGUGUGUGUCGACCGUCACGGCGAAGAUCACGGAGUAACGAUCAGUGCAGCUCGGUACCGGAGAGACGAUACCUGCUCUGUCCAGCGGGCACCACCAUCGCCCUGCUACGGAAGUUCCUUCGGUUAAAGUUUGCCCUCGAUAGCAACUUUCAGGUGGAUCUCGUUCACGUUGGUGGGCUGGUACAAGAUCACUAUUCCUUAAUGGACCUAGCCUACAUCUACUCUUGGAAAAGGGAGGGUGUUAUUAAGCUGUACUACACAAUCUACCGCCUGCCAGACCCUGUACCGGAAAUCAUCAUUACAGAAGUGAAAGACGAGCUAACAACAAACGACGCAGACGACAAAGUCUGCAAAGCAGACGACACACGACCGUCUUCGCUAUUUUCCAAAGCGGCGUUGCUAGGUAACAACACUAUGGACAGAAACUUAGCGCAUGACCUUUCACCCCUCGAACUCAUAGCAACGGUUGCUAAUGACAUUUCAAGUUUCCAGGAGAGUCGGGGUUUAAAACGGAAAACGGAAGCUGCGCAGUUGUACGAAAAUGAUGACGACAAUAGUUCAACAGAGACUCAAAUUAAGAGAACAGUUGAGCGUGCUAUAGACUUGUGUUCUAAUAAUAACUCUAGCGGUGCUAAUGAUUCGACUUCCACUUCAAAUUCAUCCUUAUCAUUCCGAACUGAUUCCAAUAACACGAAAAAUGUUUCGUCCGAUUCUUUUGGCUCAAAUUCCUCAACGUUAAAUCCAUGUUCACGUGCUUCAAAUAGCCCUGUUACAAAAGUUUCACCUGCUGCGUCAAAUCAGCCUACAGUUCAAAAGAGCGAACACGAAAAACCAAUGAAGACUGACACAGCAUCACAAUGUGACCCAAGACCAAAGAAACCGCGCUUGGAAUCUCAGAAUAAAUCGAACCAACAUUCCAAAGUAGGGAAGAGUGAAAGGCCUACCACUGAUAAUAAAGCUCCUAACAAAAACGUUGAACCUGCGAUUACACCGGAUACAUUGAAGCAUAAAAGUAGUUCAAACAAGGAUUCUGAAUUAGUGCAAAAAGUUGACAUGUCUAAAUCCAACACUAAAUUAUCCAAAGUAUCUACGACUAAAACUGAUUCUUCAAAGGUAACUAGCAGUGUUUCAAAAACUUCAGCUAGCGCCUUAAACGCUUUGAGUUUUUUAACCGAAAAACUUAAGACUAAUGUUCAAAGAGCGUCCCUUUCAAAGCAGUCUAUAAAGGAUUCCAAUAGUGUAGAUAAAAGUUCAAGUGAUAGUAAAAAGGAGAUAAGUGUUUCCAAAAUUGGCGACAAAGUGCCCUUUGAAUCGAUAAAUAGUAAGUCAACUUCAUCUACAUUAGAUUCAAAAUCACCUUCUAAGAAACCUAGUGACUUAAAACGGCCUCUUGAAAAGCGGCCUUUGUUCAAGAAAAGUUCAGACUCGAAACCAAAUACACAGACGAAGAUUCUGGAUGUGAGACCAACUGAUGUUGACGCAAAAAAGAUGUCUAAACCCGACACUGAUGUUAUAAAGAAGACUGGUGCAAAUAGUGAUGCCAAUGGUAAUAAACAAGUGGAAACAAGCAUACGGCUUGAGGAAAGUAGAAAUGGUGAUGAAAAGGCGAUGAUUUCACCUUCAACAGUUACAGAUACAAGUAAAGAUACUUCCAAUAAUAAAGAUACAAGUAAAGAUACUUCCAAGAAUAAAGAUACUAGUAAAGAUAAUUUCAAAACUAAAGAAACGAGCAAAGACAUCUCCAAGAAUAAAGAUACAAGUAAAGAAAUUUUGAAGACUAAAGUUACAAGUAAAGAUACUUCCAAGGCUAAAGAUACGAGUAAAGACACCUCAAAGGUUAUAGAUACGAGUAAAGAAACCUCAAAGAUUAAAGAUACAGGUAAAGACACCUCCAAGACUAAAGAUACGACUAAAGACAUAUCGAAGACUAAGUAUACGAGUAAAGACAUCUCUAAAAAUAAAGAUACGAGCAAAGACAUCUCCAAGACUAAAGAUACGAGUAAAGACAUCUCCAAGACUAAAGAUACGAGUAAAGACAUCUCCCAGAAUAAAGAUACAAGUAAAGACAUUAUGAAGAAUAAGGAUACUGGUAAAGAUACUGCCAAGACUAAAGAUACGAGUAAAGAUAUCUCCAAGAAUAAAGAUAUGAGUAAAGACAUAUUGAAGAUAAAAGAUACGAGUAAAGAGUUCUCAAAGACCAAAGAUUCAAGUAAAGACAACUCCAAGACUAAAGAUACGAGUAGAGACAGUUCAAAAUCUAAAGAUAAGAGUAAGGACACCGUCAAGAUUAUAGAUGCGAGUAAAGACACUUCAAAGACAAAAGAAACGAGUAAAGACAGCUCCAAGAAUAAAGAUACGAGUGAAGACAGCUCAAAGAAUAAAGAUUUGGGUAAAGACUAUUCUAAGACUAAAGAUACCAGUAAAGACACCUCAAAGAAUAAAGCUUCGGGUAAAGUCACCUCAAAUGAUGGAAAACAGUUGAAUGGUCAUUCAUCGCCAGCGGAGCUUGCCAAGGUCCAGCAGAAGUGAAAUAAGAAUGAUCAUACAUGUAUUUAUUAGGCUUAAAAACGUGUUUUCGCUCACCCGACCGACCAAUUCAAUAGUGCCAACUUUAAAGUUUCUUUGAUGAUUGUAAUUUUUUACUCCAUAAUUAUUGAGAUAUACCCGUUGGUCCGCUAAAUAAACGGGUGUGUGUGUGUGUGGGGGGGGGGGGGGGUUACUCUGCGGCGCUGUUCAGCAUUUUUUGCUGUUCAGCAUUUAUACAUGUCCGUUUAUUAUCGAUAGUAAGACGAAAACUUGGAAACAUAAUUAAGUUGGACGCUUUGUUGCGUUUUGAAAUCGGUAUAUACAUGUGCACAAAACAACAUGCAUGACUGUAAAUAAUUUCAAUCAAGUUAUACUCAUUAUACAGUAAUAAAGUAUCGCUUGAAUGUGACCAAUGACUUCUGGAACAAUUUGUCUUGUCAGGGCAUAACCUAUUUCUUGCUGUUAAUUAAUAUCGUUCAAAUGUUGGAUAAGUAAUCGCGAAGUUUAAGGGGCACAAAAUAAGUAGAUAGAUGAUUUUUUUAGCUCCAAUGCCAAAUAUUCCCAGGUUAAAAAAGCUCCAGAAUAUUUUAAUAUGUUUUAUCUAUAACGAGUCAAAUGAUUUAAACAUUAGAAUGCAUAGAAUUAAGAUUAAAGCAAAGAAAAAAACAAGGGAAAAUGCAUCUAUCAAGUAUAAUCUAUAACCUGUGCCUCUUGAAAGCCAUCUGUUUUGGAUAGUCCCAUGUGUAAAAGUUCCGAUAAUGUUUUCCUCAGCUAAUGAUUUUUCUGUCUCUGCCUCGGAAAAAUCUGUUCGUAAAAUGCUUGAUUAUCUCCCUUUGUUUUGAGAAAACGUUAACUCCCAUAUCGGAACGGUAUCAAGUAGGCGGAGCUUAUCCAUUCUGUAACUAGCAUACGGAUUAACUAUAACUCUUUUCCAUUAUACCGUAAGCUAGUUAUUGAACGUUAACAACAUUAUACAAAACAGCUACUCACCAACUACCCUCGAGCUUGAAACGUAUAAGUUCAAUAACUCGGUUAGUGGGUGCCGAACUUAAUGCUUAAUUUGUAAUAUAUGGGCUAUGGCAUAUACUUUUAAUAUUUGCUAAAUACUGCGAUUCAGGGCUAACCAUUAGGUAUUACUAACUACUUAAAUACAUUGGGCUGAUGGUUCAGAACUUCGUUAGGGUUAACAACGUGAUUAACGACAUUAUUGUUAACUUUUAAACGUUAACUAUUUGACGAUGUGCUUUUAUGCUUUAGACUGCACAUGUAUUGCAAAAAAGGCUGUAACAGUUUUUGUUAGAUACAGAUCACAAAUGUAUCCAUUAAACUUCCAGAGCAGUAAUGAUUUGAAAGUUAACAACGAUGAUGUUAACAACGUUGUUAACUUUGGAAGAGUUUUGAACAAUCCGCCCAUUGUUUAGUGAUCAGGAACAUGUAACAAAUUGAUUGUUGAUUUUUGUUGAUCUUUUUUUUGACGAAUUUUAUCAAACAUAUUGUUAAACAAGCUAAACAAGUGUAUAUAGUUCUUACUAAUGAUGUAGUCAAGUCGACUUGUUUUAUAUCGACUUGGCAAGUUGUAACACGGCGGCGUAUAAACCUGUCUAGAGUUUGUCGACUUCAUUGCUGUGGAGUCGACACAAAGUGUUCAACCUGAUUUGUCGACAAAAGUCGACACAAUUUUGACACCACGUCAUGUCGACAAACAAAAAGUCGACCUGACUACGUGAUCUCAUCACCAAUACAUGCGAUAUACGCUUCCAAAGUAAGCAGACCCAUUCUGUUAAUGUAGAUUUGUUAUUGAAGUGUGUAUAUUUGACACUGUUGCAUUUGUUAUUAUUUAUUGAUUUUGAAUUUAUUUUAUGCCAUAUUUGUUUUAAAAACUGUUAACGAGAGAGAGAGCGUGAUCUUCAGUAUUGUUUAUUAUAUAACCUGAAAUCCUUUAACACUGGUUUAAUACUACAAAUAACCUAUGACAUGCCAAUAAAAUAAUCUAACGAAA
Molecule: messenger RNA, 5091 nt
Organism: Mya arenaria
Lineage: Eukaryota; Metazoa; Mollusca; Bivalvia; Myida; Myidae
Product: serine/threonine-protein kinase fray2-like
Exons: 9
Coding region: 153-3095 (980 amino acids)
Biological process (GO): negative regulation of transcription by RNA polymerase II
Cellular component (GO): PRC1 complex
Molecular function (GO): promoter-specific chromatin binding
Source: RefSeq, a predicted model, not a curated record